GAACAAGUGUAGGUGAGCAGGUAUAAAUAGUGUAUGUACAAUCACAAUUUCGUAGAUCAGUCCUGAUUAUACGGCACUAUUCCUCUUAAAAGAGAAGAUCAUGAAGAGGUUCUUUGUAGCAGUUUUCCUCUUUGGAUCAAUGAUCUGUCUAUUAGAAGCACAUGUGUUGGAUGGGACAAAAGAGCUUACUGCAGGGAUCACCGAUGCAGCCUUGAGGACCAGGCGUAUGGUUGGUGGUCUCCUUACACCUGGAAAUGUUCCCUGGCAGGCCUUGGUGUACCUCAGUGACAGCAAGCUGGAUGGGGGCAUCGGUGGAGGAGCGCUGAUCGCCCCACAGUGGAUUCUGACUGCUGGCAGGAAUCUAUUUGUGAGGAAGACACAAAAAGAUAGCAGGGGAAAAGAGCCCUUGAUUCCAAAAGUCUAUCUGGGUGUCGUCCAGCGUUCCAAAGCUGAUGCCUCUAAUGAAGUGGCAGUGGAGAAGGUGUUUCUACAUCCAGCUUACCAGAAUGCCUCAGAUAUAGACAAUGACCUGGCGCUGAUCCAGCUGAAAGAGCCAGUGAGCUUCAGUGACACUGUUUUCCCUAUUCCUCUGCCUGAAAAAGAUGACAACCUGGAGGAGCGAGAGGGACAGAAGGGUGUCAUUGCUGGUUGGGGCUGGGGCCCGUUUCUUUAUUUCUCUGAUAGGCUUAAGUUCCUCUCCCUUCCAAUUAUACAGAGUACCGCAAAUCAUGAUAAGAUCAGGACGACCCGCACUAAAUUCCAGGAGAAUGUGUGCUAUGGAGAUGCAGGUGGAGCUUUGACCCUCCUUAAUCCUGCUACCAAAAAAGUCUAUGCUGCUGGAAUCCUUUCCUAUGAUGAGGCAUGCACUAGAGAUCAGGAUGCUAUUUUCAUAAAGAUCUCAUCAUACCUGCCAUGGAUCCACAGUGUGAUGAGGGGUGAUUCAGAGCAUUUUUCGUCUCUUCGUACCUCCAUCAUGACCAAUUUGAUUGCAAAGUAAUCGUGAACACAUACAGUUCUUUGUAAAAUUAAAACUGGCAAAGAAUAAAUGUAUUUAAAAGUGUCA
Silurus meridionalis is the source of this 1063-nucleotide messenger RNA. Its product is annotated as haptoglobin. The record is from RefSeq and is a predicted model, not a curated record. Gene Ontology annotation, biological process: proteolysis. Lineage: Eukaryota; Metazoa; Chordata; Actinopteri; Siluriformes; Siluridae. The coding region runs from base 101 to 997 and encodes 298 amino acids. Gene Ontology annotation, molecular function: serine-type endopeptidase activity. The transcript has 4 exons.